UUAUUAUAUUUUUCUCAAAAUGUCUUCCAAAAGGAAGAGCAAGUCGCGUUCAUCCCGCGCCGGUCUCCACUUCCCCGUCGGAAGAAUCCACAAGAUCCUAAGGAAAGGGAACUACGCGCCCAGGAUCGGGGCUGGAGCGCCUGUUUACUUGGCAGCAGCGCUGGAAUACUUAUCAGCUGAAAUACUGGAGCUGGCGACGGAAGUGGCUAAGGAGAACAACAAGACGAGAGUCAUCCCCCGACACAUACUGUUCGCCAUCAAGAACGACGAGGAGCUCAACAGAAUGCUGUCCGGAGUGACCAUCUCUCAGGGCGGCGUGCUGCCCGCUAUACACGCGCAGCUGCUGCCCAAGAAGACGGUCAAGAACACGCAGCCGUCACAGUCACAAUCAUCACAGUCAUAUUAAUGUGUAUUUUUUAUUAUAUCAAAACUAAAAGACAAAGUCCUUUUAGGGCUGCACCUAGUUUCAGUACUCCAGCUACAAAACUCGUUACUAUACACUGUCCUCUAUUUAAUUGUUCACUUUCUGCUAUCUAUCAUUUAAUAUAUGAGAAUUUAAAUAAAUGUUAUGUUGUAAUACAAAAUACAUUUUAUUUCACAAUAAAA
Messenger RNA from Danaus plexippus (monarch butterfly), 606 nucleotides. RefSeq names its product histone H2A, sperm-like. NCBI's taxonomy places the organism in Eukaryota, Metazoa, Arthropoda, Insecta, Lepidoptera, Nymphalidae. Gene Ontology annotation, cellular component: nucleosome. The transcript has a single exon. Bases 20 to 406 code for a protein of 128 amino acids. The record is from RefSeq and is a predicted model, not a curated record. Gene Ontology annotation, molecular function: protein heterodimerization activity; structural constituent of chromatin; DNA binding.